AGAGAGAGAGAGAGAGAAGGGUGGAGCUCUCUUUCCCUCCUCAGUCUCUCGGGCUGAAUAAACCCUCUCAGGAUGAACAGAUGAACAGAAUGUGGAGAGAAAGAGAGAUGGAGGAUUAGUGUUUAUUUUUCACUCCUGAAGCCUGUAAGAGGAAGUGAAGUGAAGUGAAAGCCGGCGUCUCCUCUGGGAUACGAGCUGGAGUUUUUCUUACCAGCAUGAUGGAGUGACUACACACACACACACACACACACACACACACACACACACGCAGAGAUGGACGUGGAAAAAAAUGAGCUGGAGUUCAACACGUUUCAGUUCCUCAGAGAUGGAGGAAAAACAGGAAGCUGAUGAAACUCACCUUUUCUGUGAUCUCGGAGUGCAGCAUAUCUACACAUGGUUGUUGCCGUGACGAUGUGUGUGUACGUGUCUCCAUUGGUGGUGGCCGGCAUCGUCAUCGGCCUCGUGCUCUUCCUCUCCCUCAUCAUCAUCAUCAUCGGCAGCAUGAGGAAGAAAAAACACUCACACCUCAACACCGAUGCUGCAGACGGAUUUUCGUUCGGAGGUUCGACAGGUGAGCUGAGGUCGGAGUGUGUAGAUGAAUUUCCUCCUGCGUUUGACUUUGACUCGUACUCGGAGUCGAUCCCCAUCCCACAGAUCAGCGCCAUUUAUCCUGACGCACCGCCUCAGUAUGAUGAGUGUGUGGGACGACAUGCGACGCAGAUAUUCACGCCUACAGAUGAUCCGCCGCCGUACUCACACACCUCACACACACACCCCUGCAGAGAGGGGGCGGAGCUUCCUGAAGGUACUUCCUGGUGGUCAGCGCACGCACAUGCAGGUUCCCAUCAGCCAAUCAGAUUGCAGGACGUUUCCUCCGUGUUUGUCUUGUCUCUGGAUGAGCUGCCGCCGUACGAGGCCGUGAUGGAGCAGCAGAACCGAACCAUUCCACUGAUCGCCAACGAAGACGUGAAACACACCGCCGGAUGAACAGACCGCGCCGCUGAUAAAACACUGCGUGAGAACGUGUGUGCGGCUGACUGGCGCCUUUGGAUGACAUCAUCAUGUGAUCACAGAACAUCUUCAGAAUAGGAUUUGAUGAAAACACACGUUUGCUAAAACUUUGUAAAAGAUAAACAGACUUUAUUUACACACCUUUAUUCCAGAUCCAACGCUGAGGACCAAAGACAUGAUUAAUGACGGAUUAUCCGAGUCUCAGAUGUGUUAAAAUGCUCUCUCUAUCUCUAUCUCUGUCUCUCUCUAUCUCUCUAUCUCUCUCUCUAUCUCUCUCUCUGUCUGUCUCUCUCUAUCUCUAUCUCUGUCUCUCUCUAUCUGUCUCUCUCUCUCUAUCUCUCUCUCUCUAUCUAUCUCUCUCUCUCUAUCUCUCUCUCCGUCUGUCUCUCUCUCUCUCUCUCUCUCUCUCUGUCUGUGUUUCUCUCUCUCUCUCUCUCUCUCUCCCUAUCCCUCUCUCUCUCUCUCCCUAUCCCUCUCUCUCUCCCUCUCCCUAUCCCUCUCUCUCUAUCUGUCUGUCUCUCUCUCUCCCUCUGUCUCUGUCUGUCUCUCUAUCUCUCCCUCUCUAUCUAUCUCUCUCUCCCUCUCUAUCUCUUUCUCUGUCUCUCUCUCCCUAUCCCUCUCUCUCUCCCUCUCCCUAUCCCUCUCUCUCUCUCUAUCUGUCUGUCUCUCUCUCUCCCUCUGUCUCUGUCUGUCUCUCUCUAUCUCUCCCUCUCUCUCUAUCUCUCUCUCCCUCUCUAUCUCUUUCUCUGUCUCUCUCUCCCUCUCUCUCUCUCUGUCUCUCUCUCUCUUUCUCUGUUUCUCUCUCUCUGUCUGUGUUUCUCUCUCUCUGUCUGUCUCUCUCUCUCUAUCUCUCUCUCCCUAUCCCUCUCUCUCUCCCUCUCCCUAUCCCUCUCUCUCUCUAUCUGUCUGUCUCUCUCUCUCCCUCUGUCUCUGUCUGUCUCUCUAUCUCUCCCUCUCUCUCUCUCUAUCUAUCUCUCUCUCCCUCUCUAUCUCUUUCUCUGUCUCUCUCUCCCUAUCUCUCUCUCUCUGUCUGUCUCUCUCUAUCUCUCUGUCUCUCUCUCUCUGUCUGUCUUUCUCUCUUUCCCUAUCCCCCUCUCUCUAUCUGUAUCUCUCUCUCUUUCUCUGUCUCUCUCUCUCUCUGUCUCUCUAAUCCAGAAGCACAUUCUUUUUGGAUUUUUCUCAAUGACUGCUGUUUAAAAUUCAUUUUAAAGUCUUUUCUAUAAAACACUUUAUUAAAACACUUUUUUUUUUUUUUACUUCUGCAGCUAAUUUGUAGGAAAUUCACCAAAAAGUCAACAAAGCAGAAAAAAAAUCUAUAAAGUUUUUAUUCAGUGGAAUUAUUUCACUAAUGCGUUUAAAUAUCUACACUUGCUAACAGAUCAGCAAACAAUCAAAUUUAUCACUAGUCUCUUUUUAUCUAUUUAUUUUCUUUAAAAAUUAAAAUACUGGUUUGUUAUUUAAAUUUAGCAAAAACGUAGGAUGUUUUCACGUCAGUUUAGAUGAAGCUAAAACGCAAGGACAUGAAAAAUGUGUAAAACAGCUAAUCUCAUGUUAGCAGAUUAGCUAACUUCUGAGUAAAAAUGAAAUUAACAUCAAUUUACAUCGAAAAGAAAUAAAAAUUAAAACGAUAUCUGAUUUAUCUGCUUUGUUUUGCAAAUGCCGGCGUCUUGAGAAACGAUUUUUAAGCUAAUUCUAGCUGCUGGUGUCACAAGACAUCGUCAUGCUAGCAGAGUAUUUUUAGCAUAUUAGCUGUUCUAUGCUAACUAGGCAACAAAAUGCUAUAAAUCACAUUCAUUAUAUGUAAACAUUAUAAACAUUCUAAACAUUAUAAACGUUAUAAACAUUAUAAAUGUUAUAUAACCCCUCAGUGUAACGCUAGCUAGCUUACUGAAUCGUGAGUUAAUGCACACUACGUAACUUUAGCGAACAUUUUUACUCCUUUUCUACAGACAGUUAAUCAGUAAUAAAUCAUCCAGAGACACAAUAAAUCACUAUUUACAAAUAUUAUUAAAUAAUGCAUAUAUUUUAAUAAUAUAAAUCACACGUGUGCUAUAAUUCUUUCUGACUGUUAAAGAACAAAACUGUAUUUUUCCUCUAUAAAAGUGUGCUUGAAUUUUAUGAUAUUUAAAUCUGAAAGUGUUCUAACGUUAGCGUUUCAAAUCGGUUAAAUUUCGAGCAGCUAGUAAUGUGUUUGUAGACGCUGAACCUCUUAUUAAAAGUUAUUUAUGAUGUUUAAA
Molecule: messenger RNA, 3248 nt
Organism: Pangasianodon hypophthalmus (striped catfish)
Lineage: Eukaryota; Metazoa; Chordata; Actinopteri; Siluriformes; Pangasiidae
Gene: bean1
Product: brain expressed, associated with NEDD4, 1
Exons: 5
Coding region: 394-987 (197 amino acids)
Source: RefSeq, a predicted model, not a curated record